AUGACCGAAAAAGUAUCUGACAGAAUCUCGAAACUAGAGGGGAAAAACCUUCCCGAACCAUCUCCGCCAGAAGUUAUAGAUGAAGAAGUUAUGGAAGAAGAGGUCGUAGAGAUUUCGGAUGACUCGGAUGAGGAGAACUCUGCUUCUGUGGAAAUAUCAGCAAGCACUCCUCAAAGUGAUGAACCAGUGGAAGAGGAAGUGGUGGAAGAGCAGGAGAUCGAAGAAUACGAUGAGGAAGUCGUAUUUCAGCCCGUAUUUGAGCCAGUUGAAUAUGACGAAAUACUCGUGAGCUCCUCUCAUCAUAUUAGCAUGGGCUCUUCAACUCUAGACACUGAUGAUGUUGCUAGUUUUGCGGACGAAGAGAUUGAAUUUAAACCACCUAGUAAUGACGCAGAAACUGGAGCGGAAACGAGAAUAGAUAAUCUGGGACAAAUUGAUGAUGAAGAAAAGGUGGAAGAAGUUAUGGCGGCACCAGAUGAUGAAGUUGAAGAACACGAUGAUUCUUGGGAUCCAGGGCGAAGGCACCACAAAGUGCUUAUCUCUCCUGGAAACCAUGUCGACGACCAAUAUGACAACGAUGAUGAAUCCUUGGGCAGUCAUUCCUGGAUGCCACAUCGGAAACAACCGAGCCACGAAUCAUCAGAUGGGGUAACUCCGAGAACAUCCCAUCGGAAAUCAGAAGGAAUUCGCCUCGAAGAUGCAAUUAACAGCAUAGAUGGCGCUCCGUUCUCUCCUUCAACGAGUAAGAUAUCUUUUGACACGACAAUAAAGAGUUCUGACACUCUCGAUAAUUGGAACAUAUCGCCACAAAUUGAAGGAAAUCCUAAUGACCGAAAACAUAAAGUGGAUAAAGAUAGUUCUGAAUCGGACGAUUCCUCUAUGAUUCGAAGACAGAAACAGGUUCAGUUUGCUGGCCUGCCCGAGCAUCCACCAGAGUUGAGAAAAACUCCUAACGCACAUUUGGCAGCAGUUCAGGAAAAGAUUGAAACUGGGUCUUCUUCCUCAUAUGAGACUGAUUCUGAGGCAGCUUCAUCGGUUUAUGAGACUGAUUCGUCAAGUGAGGAUGCGAUUAUUCGGCCAACAUCCACUGAAUCUGGCCGUCGUCUCGCUGUCAACUAUCGCCCAUCGACAAGCGUGAGGUCGGCACCAAGCGUUAAUCCAGUAUCAUCGUUGCCGAAACCCCCAUUGUCUCUAGGUAGCUCUGGUACUUCAGAUGUGGAAAGUCAACCGCAAAACGAGAACUUUGUCCCAGCAGCUGAAACCAGUCCAAAGGAGAGCAAAUUCUUCAAGGCACAAAUUUUGUGUCUUGCAAUCUUACUGCUGAUAGGGACGGCGCUAUGUUUAUAUUUCUUUUAUGACUUUACGAGGGAUGAGCACCGCAAUACAUUCAAUCUUACACCAACCAUUGCGCCAGUGGUACCACCAACGAGACCAACUGCUCAGCCAAUCUUACCAACUAUAUCACCAACCAAAUCACCAUCCGAACCAACGCCAAACACUCCAACACCGAUUACACCGACACCCGAUGCUCCAUCACCGAAUAAUCCAACACCGGAUACAACGGCCCCUACUGCUCCAACGCCAUCAACAUCUUCACCUACCAGGUUCCAAUCUCAGAAUAAUGAUGAGUGUGCAGAUGCGAUCGGGCCUGUGCUACCAGGCACAAAUAUACAGGGGACUACUGUUAAUGCGAGGGAAGAUGAUGUUAGCUCAUGUGAUAAUACUUCCAAUAACGGACUACCCGGUGUUUGGUAUUAUGUUCUCGGUAAUGGGGGUGAAAUGAUGGCUCAUACUUGCAGUAACACGUCAAUUGACAGUAAAAUAUCAAUCUAUGGUGGUCCUUGUUCAAACGCACAAUGUUUGGAAGUGAGCGACAACUUUUGCGGCCGGCAAUCUGCAGUUUCCUGGGAUUCUGAAUUUCAAAAACCAUACUACGUCCUCGUGCAAGGAAGAACAAUACAACGGUCCAUUGGUGACUUUGAGCUCUCAAUCGAGGCGAGAUACAACGAUGAAUGCAAAGAUGUUAUCACCUUGGAGGCUUCCCCGGAUGCAAAUGCGCCAAAUGCUCCAAUAAUAAAGGGACAGACUCUCGAGGCAAAUCCAAAUUCAUUCGUUUGCAACGGGGUGACAAAUGAAUCACCUAGCCUGUUCUAUGCCGUUCGCGGAACUGGCGAAGAGCUUGCUGUAAUCUUCCAAGAAGGGACUGAUUUCAAUCCGAGAAUAUCGGUACUUGUUGGCGAUUGCUCGCGUUUGUCCUGUGUGGCACAAAGUGACGAAGGAGACAUACAGUUUUCUUGGGCAUCCAUUCGAGAUAUGAAGUACUACAUCUUAGUUCAUGGGGAAACAGCAAGAGAUGUUGGAAAUUUUGCGUUCCAGGUGCUAAGCGCAGAUGCUAUCGCACAAGGAAGGUUGCCAUGGUAA
This is a messenger RNA of Cylindrotheca closterium, 2421 nucleotides long. Lineage: Eukaryota; Bacillariophyta; Bacillariophyceae; Bacillariales; Bacillariaceae. The record is from the annotation of a GenBank genome assembly.